AUGAAAUUUCCGACAGAGAAUCCAAGAAAACCAGGGAACAUAAACCCUCCACCAGUGGAAGUACAAACCAACCUGGUCCCCCCGAAGAAGGUGCAGCCAGGCAUGCUGCAGUCCAGCCUGGUGCACGCCAGCUUGGCCACCAUGCAGAACCCGAUGGGUUGCGCAGUGCCGAGGCUUUCUGUUUCAUCCCGCCCUGCCAGCAUGGUGGUUAGCAUGGAGGCAUUGGCUGAUGGCUCAGCCCCAUUCACCAUGAUGAAGCUGAAGACGGUGCUGGCUGUGUUCGUGGUGGUGGUGGCCUACUUGGUGGCAGGCGGCCUGGUGUUUCAAGCUCUGGAGCAACCCUUUGAAAACAACCAGAAGAUCACCAUCACAGCAGAGAAAGCAUCCUUCCUGCAGAAACACUUAUGUGUUUCCCCAGAUGAGCUGGAGGCUAUCAUCAAGCACUCUGUGGAGGCUGUGAAUGCCGGAGUGAGUCCCAUUGGUGACACGUCCUACAACUCCAGUCACUGGGAUCUGGGAAGUGCCUUCUUCUUCGCUGGAACUGUCAUCACAACCAUCGGUUAUGGUAACAUUGCCCCAAGCACUGAGGGAGGGAAGAUCUUUUGCAUUCUGUAUGCAAUAUUUGGCAUCCCACUGUUUGGAUUCCUGCUGGCCGGGGUUGGGGACCAGCUCGGCACCAUAUUUGUCAAAAGCAUUGCCAAGGUGGAGAAGAUGUUCCGGAAUAAACACAACCAGAUCAGUCAGACUAAAAUCCGUGUGACCUCCACCCUACUCUUCAUCCUGGCUGGUUGCAUCCUUUUCGUCACCAUCCCUGCAGUGAUCUUCAAACACAUUGAGGGCUGGACGGCAUUGGAGUCCACAUACUUUGUGGUCAUUACUCUGACAACAGUUGGAAUAGGAGACUAUGUGGCAGGGGGAGACCGGAGGAUUGAAUACCGGAAGUGGUACAGACCACUGGUGUGGUUCUGGAUCCUGGGGGGUUUAGCUUACUUUGCUGCAGUGCUGAACAUGAUUGGUGACUGGCUGAGGGUACUGUCCAAAAAGACAAAAGAAGAGGUUGGAGAGAUCAAGGCUCACGCAGCAGAGUGGAAAGCAAAUGUGCGAGCAGAGUUCCGGGAGACGCGUCGACGUAUGAGUGUGGAGGUCCAUGACAAGCUGCAGCGAGCCGCCACCAUCCGAAGCAUGGAGAGACGUCAGUUGGGCCUAGACCAGCGUGCGGUGUCUCUGGACAUGCUUUCCCCAGAGCGCCGUGCUAUCUUUAACAGUCUGGACACCAACACCUAUAAAACUUCUUCGCAGGAGAGCAUUGACACCAAGCUGAACAACCUCCGGUUACGCGGAGCCGAGCACCACCAAACCACAUCCGAGGACAACAUUUUCAACCGCCUGGGCUCUGUCACAAAGCUGGCCAAGCGCAACAGGAAUCGUGACCUGAAGAAGAACAUCCCAGACGAGGCUCGCCGGCCUCACAGUGAGGCCUAUGGCUGCAGCACACCCACCUUUGACUGCAGCAUACCCUUUGCAGAUGAAGGAAUAGGGAAGGACGAAGGAGAGGAUGAAAAUGAAGACAAGGAGUGCAAUACUAGCUUGUCAGAUUUUCCACUGUUUGUGGAAGUUUGUAAGCCACAGAAUGGGUUUAUAUCAGAGCAGACCAAAGAGAAUGAAACACUUGAAGCAAAAGAGUUGCUUACUGAAAUGGGCCCAUAG
Messenger RNA from Limanda limanda (common dab), 1707 nucleotides. It is a transcript of the gene kcnk10a, whose product is annotated as potassium channel, subfamily K, member 10a. NCBI's taxonomy places the organism in Eukaryota, Metazoa, Chordata, Actinopteri, Pleuronectiformes, Pleuronectidae. Gene Ontology annotation, molecular function: potassium ion leak channel activity. The transcript has 7 exons. Gene Ontology annotation, cellular component: membrane. The record is from RefSeq and is a predicted model, not a curated record. Gene Ontology annotation, biological process: stabilization of membrane potential; potassium ion transmembrane transport. Bases 1 to 1707 code for a protein of 568 amino acids.